UUUUAAAUAUAUUGAAGUUACCUUGAGGGUCACAGAAAAUCUAAUUAAAUUUAUAUUUCUAUAUUAUUUAUUGUACGAAAAAUGAAUAUCCUCGCUCGAAUGCGGAUUAUUCCGCGGUAUGUGAUGAGUACCAAGCCCAUGGCUCGUGCGAUAUCCACGACCCCCUACUUGCGAGAAUCAGCGUCCCUUACAAAAUUGAGAAAGUUACAAGCAGACUUUCAAUGUGAUGACGGCAAACCAAUCUGGCUGAAACGAGGCUUUACCGACAGACUCCUGUACACCUCCACCAUUGUGGGCUGUGGCCUUGGCAUCUUUCUGGUCAUACUGACCUUAUACGAUCAUGCUAAGCCUGAAAGCUGGAAGGUCAAGUGAACAAUUUUAUUAUCUUACCAAAAUUCAAUAG
Messenger RNA from Cydia amplana, 403 nucleotides. RefSeq lists its product as uncharacterized. Lineage: Eukaryota; Metazoa; Arthropoda; Insecta; Lepidoptera; Tortricidae. The transcript has 3 exons. Gene Ontology annotation, biological process: mitochondrial electron transport, cytochrome c to oxygen; mitochondrial respirasome assembly; regulation of oxidative phosphorylation. The record is from RefSeq and is a predicted model, not a curated record. The coding region runs from base 82 to 372 and encodes 96 amino acids.